Molecule: messenger RNA, 1766 nt
Organism: Eptesicus fuscus (big brown bat)
Lineage: Eukaryota; Metazoa; Chordata; Mammalia; Chiroptera; Vespertilionidae
Gene: GAL3ST2
Product: galactose-3-O-sulfotransferase 2
Exons: 4
Coding region: 1-1302 (433 amino acids)
Biological process (GO): glycolipid biosynthetic process; glycoprotein biosynthetic process
Cellular component (GO): membrane
Molecular function (GO): galactosylceramide sulfotransferase activity
Source: RefSeq, a predicted model, not a curated record
AUGCCGCUGUCCCUGCGGGGCAGCAUGCAGAGGAGCUGUUACACAUGUGAUGCUGAGCUGAGGUGGGUGGGGUGGGUGACACCAGUCCCUCCUGUGCCCCUGACUCGGGGGCUCACUGGCUCACCUACCCACAGGUGCUUCUGGACCCUCCUCAUCCUGACCCUGCUCCUGCUCCUGCUGGUUGGCCUCCUGCAUGUGGAUAUGGAAAUGCUCACACCCCUCCUCGGCGGCCAGACUGAGGGGCUGCCCAUCACCAACAUCAUGUUUCUCAAGACGCACAAGACCGCCAGCAGCACGGUGCUCAACAUCCUCUACCGAUUUGCUGAGAUGCACAACCUGUCGGUGGCGCUGCCAGCCGGCUCGCGCUUCCACCUGGGCUACCCCUGGCUCUUCCUGGCGCGCUACGUGGAGGGCGUGGAGCAGGAUGGCCCACAGCGGCACGUCAACAUCAUGUGCAACCACCUGAGGUUUAACCCGCCCGAGGUGCAGAAAGUGAUGCCCAACGACACUCUAUACUUUUCCAUCCUCAGAAACCCCAUCUUCCAGCUGGAGUCCUCCUUCACCUACUACAGACUCAUCGCGCCCGCCUUCAGGGCCGCCCCGAGCCUGGACGCCUUCCUGGCGGCCCCGCACACCUACUACAACCAGAGCCAGAGCCUGAAAAACGCCUGCGCCCGGAACCACAUGUGGUUCGACCUGGGCUUCGACCCCGACGCGCCGGUGGAGGAGAGCUACGUCCGCGCGCGCCUGGCCGAAGUGGAGCAGCGCUUCCAGCUGGUGCUCAUCGCCGAGCACUUCGACGAGUCCAUGGUGCUGCUGCGGCGCCGGCUUCGCUGGCGGCUGGACGACGUCGUCUCCUUCAAGGUCAACUCGCGCAGCCAGCGCACCGUCACCCGCCUGACGCCCGAGGGCCAGGAGCGCGCCAAGCGCUGGUGCGCCCUGGACUGGCGCCUCUACCAGCACUUCAACCGCACCUUCUGGGCCGCCCUGCGCGCCGAGCUGGGCCCGCGGCGACUGCGCUCCGAGGUGGCGAGGCUCCGGGCGCGGCGGCGCGAGCUCGCAGCCCUGUGCCUGCAGGACGGCGCGCCCAAGAACAAGACGCAGAUCACCGACCUCAGGCUGCAGCCAUUCCAGUCCGGGCAGGCCGACAUCCUGGGCUACAACCUCAGGCAGGGCUUGGACAACGAGACGCUGCGCAUGUGUCAGAGGAUGGUCAUGCCCGAGCUCCAGUACAUGGCCCACUUGUACACCUUGCAGUUCCCCGAAAAGCCCCCCAAGGUCAUCCCCUUCCUGAAGGCAUAGCCCCUCGGUUUGAUGCCCGUCCCUGUGCUGUCACGUUGGGAGGCCCUGGGAUUACAGCCCCGCCCCCCAGUGUCCAGGGAGGAAGACACCUGCAGGAGGAGCUCCUGUUGGACGCAGUCCAGAAGGGAGCCUGUUUGUCGUUCGUGGGGAGGGACUGAGGGCGCCCUGCCUGGCAGGACAUGAUUCCUGGCUGCUCGGGGGUCCAGCGGUUAGAGUGCGAUGCCCACCGUCAGUGUCACAUGCCCUGCGCCCUUCAAAACGCGCGGUGCCCGGAGCGCUGGAGGAAUAGCUCCUCUCCCAGCUCAGCCUGGAGGCUCAGCCUGGCCGGCCUGCCCGGUGCUGGGGGCCCCUUCCGUUCCCCUCAGGGCCUCCAGCUCAGAGGACCGGGCAGCUGGGCUGGGCACCUGCAGCGGUGGGUAUUCCGGUGUGUAGGUGUGUCCACACUUUUCAGGUAAAUCAGCAUU